AUGGACGCGGACAUUCAAGCUUCCCUAGAGGCGGUCAUUGACUCCAAUACUGCUUCAGCCUCUCCCCCAUUCACCAAACCCACUCCAAAAACAAAACCAUCUAAAUCUAUUCCAAAAGCACCUAAGGCUCCUCGAGCGGGUAUAGUUCGAAACUCAGCAGCAGAUUAUCGACGUCGAGAAGCCAAUAGACUAGCAGCCGAACGCUCUCGAUCACGUACUGCCGAAAAAUACUCUACCCUCAAUCAGACUUUUGCUUUACUCCAGGAUGAAAAUGAGAAAUUGAGAAUUCAAAUUUCUCAGCUAGAAAACAAUAAUGUGAAUGGCGAUACAAAUAUAAAUACAAAUUCGAAUGAUAUUUUAGUUCCUGAUUCUCAACCGCAAAAGGAACAAGAGGAACAAGAAGGUGAUUCGUCAAGACAACAAGAACAGGAAGCUCAUUCAAAUACCAUCUUAGCUGCUUUGACAGGUAUAACAGGAGUUGAAUUUACAGAUCCCCACACUCAGGGAGAAGAGGAAGAUAAUGAUCAUAGCUGGAUACAUAAUAUCGAAUCUACUAUAGAUGCUGAGACGAGUGGUAGACUGGCGGAAUUGGCUGUGGUAGCUACUACUGGUACCGGAACUGGACAAGAUCAAGAAGGUCAUCAAGCUGAUAUUGAGAGUGGAAACGUAAACCCAAUCGGAUCCGAUCAAAUUGGAAAAAAUCAAUCAUACUUGAGUAAUGAGAAUGAUCAAUCUCUCGUCUCUUCACCAGUGAACAACCCUGUCAUCGCACUAGCGGCAGCCAUCAACACUGAGAUCGAAAGUAUCAUCAUGGAAGAUCUAGCGUUGACCAAGGCUGCUAUUGCAUCAAUCGAGAAACAAAUCGAAGCUUUAAAGCAAGGUCAGCAUUGUUCUUCAGACAAUACCGAGGAGAUCGACAAAUUCCUACCGGCUUCAGCUCUCAUCGAAGAUGUUGAUAAGUUAUCUGUGCAUUCGACGGAAUAUGCACAAGAGAGCGAUACUAUACAAAGUAAAUUACCUCAAUUACACGACGAACUGGUCAAGCUUCGAGACGAAAAAGUGAAUGAGGAGAAGAAAGUGGUGGAUCUGGUCAAUGAAGUUAGGAGAUUGGAUAUAUCAGAUGAAAGUGAGAAGAACACUUUGGUGGAUGGUAUGAAAGCUUUAGGAGGACUGGUCGAAAGUCUUCUAAGUGAUGCGCGAGAAGGUGAUCUUUCUUAUGCUAUUGGAUCAUACUCUACUCCAGCAAUUGCACGACGUCGUAGGGGCCGACCUCCCAAGGGCGAUAUCUCACGAACCUUUUACCAAUCGUUCUUGCUCAAGCAUCCACUUUCUCCCAAAUCUGACAAGACGACAGGAAACGACGACUCGAAAGGGAAUAGAAUCCGUGGAACACGUAAGCCGAGAAGAAGCAGGUUAAAGGAAUCGACGAAAGAUGACGAAGAGAAUCACUCGGAGAAUCAAGAGGUGGAAGAGAGAUUACGGGCGAUUCAAGCUACACUCCAAGCACAAGAUCGAGAUCAAACUCCAAUACAGUCCCACUCGGUGGCUCAAGAUGGUGAAGAACGCAUCACGAAAGAGGGGGUGCAAGAUGAAGGGAUAACAAGUGCAGCUGUUGAUCGGGCGGAGGCAUUCAUCUUGUCUCAAUUAGCUUCGCAAUCUCAAGACCACGACGGGGAAAACGGGAAUGGAAGUGAUAAUGUGGAUCACCAGACGACUUCGUUCGUGGAUCUUUUACCUGCUCAGGAGGAGUUGGAAAGGCAAGUUACCCAACAUCAACAGCAACAGCAACAGUCGACGCAAGAACUGUCGAAUUCGAUUGAUCCUGCUUUGACUCAGACUCACGGGAUCAGUGAGAGUGUUUUAGCGAGGUUGAAGAAAGGUCCUCCGGGGAGUUGUGAUGUCUGUAUGAGAACUUCCACAACAGCUUGGAGGAAGUUGGUCUUGGGUGAUCUAUCAUUGAAAGUCUGUAAUGCCUGCGGAUUAUAUCAUAAGCGAUUCGGGGUACUUCGACCGCCUGAAUUAUGGGAUGAUGGGAAUGUAAUUAGACGAAGGAGGGCAGGUCCAAGGAAUUCUACUGCGAAAGAUACUCUUGGAGAAGAGAGUGGUGAAGGCGACGAUGAACGACCGAACAAGAAGGCUAAGGUAGGAGGAGUUGAUGAUGACCAAGUGACCGAAGUCGUAUCAAAUCUCAACACGGAUGGUAUGACAAGUGGAAUGUUGGAUGGACAGGACGAUGUUCAGAUACCAAUACCACCAACAACUACGCAACAGGAGGAAGAAGAUGGUAGGAGGGCUGAAUUCAAUGCGGCGAUCAUGGAAGGUAUAUCAGCGAUCAAUGCUGCUGCUGAACGAGAAGGGGAUGAAAAUGGGGUUUUGUUAGAUGUGCAAAUGGAUUGA
This is a messenger RNA of Kwoniella mangroviensis CBS 8507, 2397 nucleotides long. RefSeq lists its product as uncharacterized. Gene Ontology annotation, molecular function: sequence-specific DNA binding; zinc ion binding; DNA-binding transcription factor activity. NCBI's taxonomy places the organism in Eukaryota, Fungi, Basidiomycota, Tremellomycetes, Tremellales, Cryptococcaceae. The transcript is spliced from 4 exons. Gene Ontology annotation, biological process: regulation of DNA-templated transcription. The record is from RefSeq and is a predicted model, not a curated record. The coding region runs from base 1 to 2397 and encodes 798 amino acids.